Messenger RNA from Chelonia mydas (Green sea turtle), 12645 nucleotides. RefSeq names its product epidermal growth factor receptor (gene EGFR). Lineage: Eukaryota; Metazoa; Chordata; Testudines; Cheloniidae. The record is from RefSeq and is a predicted model, not a curated record. The transcript is spliced from 28 exons. Bases 399 to 4094 code for a protein of 1231 amino acids. Gene Ontology annotation, biological process: negative regulation of apoptotic process; cell differentiation; cell surface receptor protein tyrosine kinase signaling pathway. Gene Ontology annotation, cellular component: basal plasma membrane; signaling receptor complex. Gene Ontology annotation, molecular function: ATP binding; epidermal growth factor binding; epidermal growth factor receptor activity.
GGGAGCCCCUGUGCGCGGCUCGCUCGCUGCGUGCGGGGAAGGUUGUGCUGCGAGCGGAGGAGCCGGGAGGAGGGGGAGAUAGCGGAGCUGCCUCCUGCCUGAGCCGGCAGCUCCCUCAGCCCCGGGCGCGCCGCCACCGCCGGAGGAGGAGACCCGGGACCCGCCGCCGGCUCCCAGCCAGACCCCGGGCGCUUCCUCCGCCACGCACGUGGGCUGGGAGCCGCCGGGGAGCCCGGAGCCCCUUGGCCCCAGCGGCGCCGCCUCCGCCCGGUGCCCGGGCAGCAGCUCGGCAUGGUCGGCAGAGCCGCGGGGUGCGGCCCCGGGGAGAGGAGCUGAGCGCCGCCGGAGGGACGAGGAAAGAGCCGCGCCGAGCCCCGGGGAUUAUUUCCCAGCCCGGGAUGGGGGACUGGAGCCGCCGGCCCCGGGCAGCAGCCAGCGGGCGUCUGCGGGCUGGGCGAGCCGCUGUCCUGGUGCUGCUCCUGGCCCGCUUCUGCCUCAGCGCCGCGGUGGAGGAGAAGAAAGUUUGCCAAGGAACAAGUAACAAGCUGACCCAGCUGGGGAACGUGGAAGACCAUUUCACUAGCCUGCAAAGGAUGUAUAACAAUUGUGAGGUGGUGCUUGGCAAUCUGGAGAUCACGUAUGUGACACGCAAUCAUGAUCUUUCGUUCCUGAAGACCAUACAGGAAGUUGCAGGCUACGUGUUAAUAGCACUCAACAAUGUGGAUAGCAUUCCACUGGACAAUCUCCAGAUCAUCCGAGGAAACGUGCUUUAUGACAACUUUUACGCACUAGCAAUUUUAUCCAAUUAUCAGACAAAUAUAAAUAAAACCAGUGGACUCAGGGAGCUGCCAAUGAAACGGUUAUCAGAAAUUCUUAAUGGAGGAGUUAAAAUCAGCAACAAUCCACAACUGUGCAACAUGCAAACAGUUCUGUGGGACGACAUUAUUGAUUUGAACAAAACACCUGCAAUGCUGUUGGAUUAUCAAAAUAAUCUGACUGAUUGUUCUAAGUGUCAUGCAAAUUGUACAGAAGACCACUGUUGGGGUGCCGGCAUAGAGAACUGCCAGACAUUAACAAAAGUCAUCUGUGCCCAGCAAUGUUCAGGCCGAUGCAGAGGAAGGGUGCCCAGUGACUGUUGUCAUAACCAGUGUGCUGCUGGGUGUACAGGGCCUCGCGAGAGUGACUGCCUGGCAUGCCGCAAGUUUCGGGAUGAAGCAACGUGCAAGGAUACUUGUCCACCGUUAGUGCUGUACAACCCGACCACCUAUCAGAUGGAUGUCAACCCAGAUGGAAAAUAUAGCUUUGGAGCCACUUGCGUGAAAGAAUGUCCACAUAACUAUGUGGUGACAGACCAUGGCUCCUGUGUUCGCUCGUGUAAUGUUGAUACCUAUGAAGUGGAAGAAAACGGUGUUCGGAAAUGUAAAAAAUGUGACGGGGUGUGUAGCAAAGUCUGCAAUGGGAUUGGAAUAGGUGAACUGAAAGGGAUUCUCUCCAUAAAUGCUACAAACAUUGACUCUUUCAAAAAUUGUACCAAGAUCAACGGGGAUGUCAGCAUUCUGCCAGUAGCAUUUCUAGGUGAUCUCUUCACCAAAACACAACCACUGGACCCAAAGAAACUGGAUAUCUUCAAAACCGUAAAAGAAAUAUCAGGAUUUUUGUUGAUUCAAGCCUGGCCUGAAAAUGCCACAGAUCUCUAUGCUUUUGAAAAUCUGGAGAUUAUACGAGGCAGAACAAAGCAACAUGGUCAGUAUUCUCUUGCCAUUGUUAACCUAAAGAUACACUCUCUGGGAUUGCGCUCCCUCAAGGAAAUAAGUGAUGGUGAUGUCGCCAUUAUGAAAAACCAGAACCUCUGCUAUGCUGAGACAAUGAACUGGAAUAAACUCUUUGUGACAGAAACUCAGAAAACAAAAAUCGUAUCCAACAGAAAUAAAGAUGAAUGCACCGCUGAGGAACACGUUUGUGACCCCUUGUGCUCAGAAGUAGGCUGCUGGGGUCCAGGGCCAUUCCAUUGCUUUUCCUGUCAUCAUUUCAGUCGCCAAAGGGAAUGUGUGAAAAAAUGCAAUGUUAUGCAAGGGGAGCCAAGAGAAUUUGAAAGAAAAUCUGAAUGUCUUCAGUGUCACCCAGAAUGCCUGGUGCAAAAUUCAACUACAUACAAUGCAACCUGCAGAGGACCUGGUCCGGACAACUGCAUAAAGUGUGCCCACUAUAUAGAUGGCCCUCACUGUGUUAAAUCCUGCCCUGCUGGAGUUCUGGGUGAAAAUGAUACCUUAGUCUGGAAAUACGCAGAUGAAAACUCAGUGUGUCAGCUCUGUCAUCCGAAUUGUACCCGUGGGUGCAAAGGACCAGGUCUUGAAGGCUGUCCAUUGGGCUCCAAAAUCCCAUCCAUUGCAGCUGGUGUUGUUGGAAGUAUCCUUUGUUUGGUUGUGAUAGCCUUGGUCAUAGGGCUUUACAUGCGCAGACGUCACAUUGUUAGAAAGCGUACAUUGCGCAGGCUGCUUCAGGAAAGGGAGCUUGUUGAACCUCUAACACCCAGUGGCGAGGCGCCAAACCAAGCUCUUCUGAGGAUUCUAAAGGAAACAGAAUUUAAAAAGGUCAAAGUUCUAGGCUCUGGAGCUUUUGGUACUGUUUAUAAGGGGCUCUGGAUUCCAGAAGGAGAGAAGGUUAAAAUUCCUGUUGCUAUUAAGGAAUUGAGAGAGGCUACCUCCCCAAAAGCCAACAAGGAAAUACUUGAUGAAGCUUACGUGAUGGCUAGCGUUGACAAUCCCCAUGUGUGCCGCUUGCUGGGAAUCUGCCUUACUUCUACUGUCCAGCUUAUCACACAGCUUAUGCCUUUUGGCUGCCUCCUUGACUACAUCCGAGAGCACAAGGACAACAUUGGCUCCCAGUACCUUCUCAACUGGUGUGUGCAGAUUGCAAAGGGAAUGAGCUACUUAGAAGAACGUCGCUUGGUGCACCGUGAUCUGGCUGCCCGGAAUGUCCUUGUGAAGACUCCUCAACAUGUGAAGAUCACUGACUUUGGACUGGCAAAACUGCUUGGUGCUGAGGAAAAAGAGUACCAUGCAGAAGGAGGCAAAGUUCCUAUCAAAUGGAUGGCUUUGGAGUCCAUUUUACACCGAAUCUACACCCAUCAAAGUGAUGUCUGGAGUUAUGGUGUCACAGUUUGGGAACUAAUGACAUUUGGAUCAAAACCGUAUGAUGGGAUCCCAGCCAGUGAGAUUUCAUCUGUCUUGGAGAAGGGCGAGCGUUUGCCUCAGCCUCCUAUCUGUACUAUUGAUGUCUAUAUGAUCAUGGUCAAAUGCUGGAUGAUAGAUGCAGACAGUCGCCCCAAGUUUCGUGAGCUGAUAUCAGAAUUCUCCAAAAUGGCUCGAGACCCUCAGCGCUAUCUUGUUAUACAGGGAGAUGAAAGAAUGCAUUUGCCAAGCCCUACGGACUCCAAGUUUUAUCGGACCUUGAUGGAAGAGGAGGACAUGGAAGACAUUGUUGAUGCAGACGAGUACCUCAUUCCACACCAGGGAUUUUUCAACAGCCCCUCCACAUCCCGGACUCCCCUCUUGAGUUCAUUGAGUGCUACUAGCAACAAUUCAACCACAACCUGCAUUGAUAGAAAUGGGCAGGGAUACCCUGUGAGGGACGACAGCUUUGUCCAGCGCUACAGUUCAGAUCCAACUGGCAUCUUCUUGGAAGACAGCAUAGAUGAUGGCUUCCUGCCUGCUCCAGAAUAUGUCAAUCAGUCAAUCCCCAAAAAACCAUCAGCAUUUGUAGUACAGAAUCCAAUCUACAACAACGUCUCCCUCCCAGUAAACCCAAAUCCCGCUCCAGCUUCAAGCUAUCAGAAUUCCCACAGCACAGCAGUGGACAACCCAGAGUAUCUCAACACAAACCAGUCUCCUUUUGUCAAAACGGUUUUUGAAAGCUCCCCCUACUGGGACCAAACAGCCAAUCACCAAAUAAAUCUGGACAAUCCUGACUACCAACAGGACUACUUUCCUAAGGAAACUAAGCCUAAUGGCAUCUUUAAAGUUCCUGCAGCAGAAAAUCCUGAAUACUUAAGGGUAGCAGCACCAAAAACUGAAUACAUUGAAGCCUCAGCAUGACCACAGAAAAAUUCUCUCUUCUUGCAGUAAUACAAACUAAAAUCCAGAUGAACAACUUGGCUGCUGCAGGAUCAAGCUAUGAACUGACAGAAGAGUAAUCACAAUUCACUGACAGACACGCUUUUCCUUUCAAGCUGGUGGGCUGAAUUCACCAAGCUGAUUUUACUAUAUAUUUUGGGCUUUUCCUUGCCCAUCCACAUACAUAACUUAGGCACAUACCAUACACAUGCAUGCAUGUUGGACUACAGCAAGAACUUCCUGCAGAUAAGAAAUUGCAGAUGCAUUCCUUCUGUUUUCAAAUGGUAGCAUUAUAAAAACCAAUUUGGAAUUAACUGUAAGAAUUCCUUUCUACAAUGCCUAUUUUUAUAAACAUUUCUAAUGGAAUUUUUGGAUCUUUUACAAGAUGAGACACUUGCUUGUUGUACUGUUGUGUGACUCUCGGAUCACGAGGGGAAAAAAAAAAGCAAUACAUUAUUAAAUCCCUUUCAAACUCUUGAAAGUUGGAUAGCUGUUCCAAAUUAUUGGAUCUUAAAUAUUGACUUCAUUUACUGUACUGGUACAAACAGGAAAAAAAUGAGUCAGAGAGAAGUGUGGAGAUUCUGCUGAUGAAGUGGUUUUUAAAAUGGAACAGGUUUGGUGAAAUUUUAUAACCCACAGUGUAUUUAGCACAAGGACUGGAUGGCAGCACACAUUACUUUACUGACCACUACUCUUGGAGUCCAGCAGGAAGAACUCAGCAUACAGAAGAGUUGUUUGUAAAUGUUUAUAAAGUACUCACAAGUCUGUUUUCUGUAUGUUGAAUGCAAGCCUUUCUUUUUUCCAUUCCAUUGGUUAGCUGUAGAUUUGUCAAAUUACAUUUUUAACAAAAUUUUUAAAGAUGUUGCUAUGACUGAAAAAUGAAGUGUCAAUUCCCUUUGUCUCAAUCGCAUUUGGACAAACUUUCCCUAAAGGGCAAGGAAAUGCAAAAGGUGUUAAUUGGGUUAUUUGUGAGAGCUGGUGAUCCGAAUGCAACUGCACAAAAUUAAACUUGGCUAAGACAAAAAUGCAAAAAAUGCAACCAAAGGAAAUGAGAUUGUUUUUGUUUUGUUUUUUUAAGUAGCUCAGUAAAAAAAAAUUUUUUUCCUGUAUAAAAAUUGCAAAGAAAAGGGGGGGAAAUACACCACUAUACUCUGUUAAACUUGUGGCAGAAUAUUGCCAAUUGCUGUAUCACUGUGCAGGAAUCUGUUGUCUCUUACAUGACUACAGCUGCUGUGUUAGGGUGGUCUUCUUUUAUGCUAGGUACAAAGAAAAUACAGUAAUAAUGCAUCAAAGAGGAAAAAGAAUAGUCUGAAGUGUUUGAAUGCAAUUGCUUAGUUUACUCUUCUGAAAUUGGGGGCUGGGAAUGCCACAGGCCUCUUUGAAGUCCAAGCCUGGUCGUCUAAUUGUCACAGUGGAAUAAUCCAAAUCAAUAUUUGGUUUAAUAAUAAAUAUACAAUAUAUCUAUUGUAUAUAAAACCAUUGUAGCACAAAAAGUUAGAGAUUGGUUCUCUUUAAGUUGUGUGUAGUUUUUAAAACUCCUGAAGUUCUUUUAAUACCUUUUGAUAACAUUUUUGCUGUCUUCUUUGAAAGGAGUAGCAAAAAAAUAGUUAAAGCAUUGAUUCAAAGAGUAAUAGUAAUAUGGAGCCAUCCCUCCACUGCCUUGAUGGAAAGAAUAUUUUAGCCAAAUAGUUGUAUCUGAAGCCAGAUGUGAAUCAAGCAAUUUGCAUGCUAAGAUCCAUAAUUAAUAGUUAAUCAUUGGAAAAUUACUUGAGAUGACAUAAAAACUAUAACAGAAAAUAUGUAAUAUUUAUACUUGAGACAUCAAUGCAACCUAUAGCAUCAGGGAAUGGUCAAAUUUCACUCCUCCUCCACUAUGUUUGGAAUACCUCAAUGUAAAUUCCAGCUGAAAUAUUGCAUUUGUAUCCAGAUCAGGACCAAAGCCCUUAAAAUGUUGUCAUGGCAGGUUUGUUUGAGGAGGGGAAAUGAAGACUGGCAGUGUAAAAUAUCUCCUGUUAGAUCAAUGCAAUGCAGGCUGCCAUUGAAAACCAGGACACGUAUAAUAAUGUGUCGCUAACAGUACAGAGUCUAGAGCCGGAGAGCAAAUUUGAUCAAAACACAUUUAUUGUCAUCCACUUUGGGCACAUCUCACUCACAAUGAUUGGAGCCCAGCCGCAGCCUUACAGAGAAUAGGUAACAACUUGUAUUAUUUCCUUGUAGUUAAAACAUUGAAAAAAAUUCUGCUCUCAAGUACAGUUUACCCCAGAUCUACACUGGUGUACCUGAGAGCAAAAUGUUGUCCCAAUGCCAUGUUCAAAAUGUGCCAGACACACACACGCUCACAUCGACACACACUGUCAUUUUAACAAUCUUUUUUUUAUUUUUUUUCCCCAUUAACAAACUCACAAGGGGAUUGUAUGUUUGUCAAACGACUUUUUAACAGAAAUCAUGGAUAGUUUACUACUCAAAGCAAUACAGUACGGUACAAUACUACAUCUUUUCCUACAGCCUUUCCAACGCCAUUCCCAAAAUGAUUCAGUAACAUUUUUAGCUUUAAAAAUGGUUAUUUAAAAAAAAAAAAAAAGUAGCGCUAAGUUACCAGCAUUAUGUAGCAUGGAAACUAUUUAAUAUAGAUUAACCUCUCUACAUUUUUUAAAUGGUUCCUGGAGGACUUUGUAACAUGACCACCAUGAAAGCCAAUGAGAGUCAUGCAGCUAUAUUCUUUAAGAGUGUUUAAGAAAUCUAAGGUUGAGUUCUCUUUUUUUUUUAAUUUAUUUGUUUAAUGGAAAACAUAGCAGAGAGAAUAUAGGAGCCAGCUUCUGAUGCAAGAUUGUCUGUAAUUUAUGACCUAUCCUAAUUUAUGUGGUACAGACUCUAGGUUUAUGAACUAACAAUAUUUUUAAAUCUGAUAAAUGUGUCAUGAUUUCCUAAUAAGCAGCCCUAAGUUAUUCAAAGACCAACAGAAAUAAAGAGCAGUGAGCAUAUUAGCAUAUCAGCUCAGCUUCAUUGUAGCAAACCACUUCAGUGCUAUUUAAAAUAAGUAAAUGUGUGGUUUAAAUUAUCUGAUUAUUUUUUUUCUGGGGCACAUGAAUUGUGCAGCAGCAAAGAUUCCACUUUGUAUUGUAGAAAUCUAAACGAAUCAAUGGGAGUUAUGCGGCACUUUCACCUUGUGGAAUCCCGAUAAACUGCUGUUAUACUGAAUCCAGGACUAAAACCCUUCUUCUGCAUCUCAGGCCAUUUAGUCAGGCCUCUCUAUAGCUGAGAUGAAGGUGAACCAUCUCAGCCGAUAGCAGUCUAAAGUCCCUUAUCCUUUCUGUGGGAAAGUCACUAAAGGGCAACAGUGAGCAUAUGCGCUUGUACACAGGCAUAAAGGCAAUGAUAAACUAUACUUCAAGAUCUCCUGCAGAUCACCUCCCCUAGUGUGCUAGAUUUCAGAGUAAAUUGUACAGUUUCAUAUGAUUAUCAAACAGCAGCGUGUCACCACUCAGUGAUCUACAAUAAAACAAUCAAACAAACCUAAGUGGCCAGUGAAGUAUCACAAAGCCCACAUAGCUUUAUUUGUCCAUAACCAGUUUGCUAGAAGAUUUAUGAAUCUAGCCCUAGGAUCCAACUGAUAUGAAACAGACUGUAGGUAUAAUUGAGCAAUCUUUCACUGGUACCCAAGUUGCUCACUUGUUUUUGUCAAAUGAGGGCAUUAGUUGCUGUGUUGGAAUGGGAUUUCAUGAUUAUUGUAUUAUAGAGAAGGUCUGUAGAACAAGAAAAGGUUUUUAAUUAUAUUUAAAGUGUGAUUCCAGAUGUACUGCUAUAUAAAAUAUUGCAACAUUAGAGUAGAACCUAAUUAUAACGUAGACUAUAUCAUUUUUUUUUUUUGCAUUUUUCCUGGGCAUUCAGAGUGGUCUCCAUUAUAAAGUGAUCAGAGCUCCUCCAGUUUAAAACUAGGAGAGUAGCUGAAGGAGAAUGUUCUUGCAAUAUCUGAGCAAAACACAGAUUCUAAUUUUGAGCAGUUUGUAAGGAAAUUAAAAUUGCAAGCUGAUUAAUAAGAAGGCAGCACCAAUUAUGCCAUUAUGAUUAAGAGUCUGUCGUCAGGUCCAUUAUAAACGAGUUUCCCUAAAUACUAAUACAUGAUAGACCAGAACCAUUUUAAAGGGUGCUCUAUCAGGAGUUGUGGGCAUAAAAUGUCUCUUUAAAAAAAUAUGCCUGAAUAGAGGGAGACCUGCCAGACCACACCAGCUUUUAAAGGCUCAUAGACUCUCACAUGGGAGGGAGUUUUAAAAUACUGCCUCUAAUUUCUCGCAUAAAGAGGAAUGACACUGAACAGCAUCGUGUGUACUUACCAUACCACAAUCACUAGCUUGGCAACUAAUAUGAAACUAAUGUUAAACUGCUAUUUUUAAACACCACAUUUCAACAUCAUAAAGGUAAACUGCAAAAUACCAGGAAAUUCAAGGUUUAAGUCAGAAUUUUCAAGUUCAUUUGCUGUUUUUCAGUGUUCUGUGUACAGUGCAGUGUACUAUAGCACACUUGGUUGUAAAUUGUUUUGCACUGGGAAGGAGUUGGCUUGGGAAAGUCUGAAAAUGUUUCAAUAUAUCGUAAGAAGUAAAUUUUCUGCAGGGUCCCAUGCCCUUGUCUCACUUCCAAGUGAAGUGAAAUAACCUGAUGAAUUUCUUUGGUCAGACUACUUUGGACUACAUGGCGCUCCUCACGUUUUUUUAAUCUUUAAAGUUGAUUUGCUGCUCCUUCCUAUUCCAUUCAGCUGAUCUUUAGGGCCCUGAAGUGAUAGAUAGCGUUGCAUUUCCUCUGAAAAGGAAACAGGCCUGCAUGGGAUGGGGUGGCUGUAGGCAGAAUUAUAUAGAGGGGCCAUAGCCAGGGAAUCUACACACAAUACAGAUCCACUGGCCCAAAAUUUUCUUACAGGGGAAGCCAUAGCAGUCAUUGCUUACUACUUCAGCUCAGGAUGAUAGCAGCAAUUGAGUGGCUAAGCAGGUGCCCAAUGCCCUACCUGCUGAUUGGGAGGAAAAUCCCCUCAACUUCCACAUAAGUCGGGGGGAGAGGGGGGCGGGUUGUGUUUUUUUGUGUUGGUGCAAAACCCAUUUACUCAGGCUUUGUGCUACAAAUGUGAAUUUUAUCCUAUGCAUAGAAGAUCAAGUAUGUGUAUUCCGGAUCCAAUUUAACAGGACCACAGCACUCCAAAUGAUUCAAGCACUUCACAUAGAAGUGCGUGAGGUGUCCUCCGUCUGUUUGGUAAUGAAUAACUGAAUGUCAAUAAGACACUUUGCAUUUCCUGACAAGCAUUCAUUUUUCAGGUUAGAAGUUUAACCUCACCUAUAGCACACAAGCCACUACCUCUUCACUGUCCGCUGGUAAAAUUGCCCUAGUCUCUUUUUUUUUUUUUUUUCUUUUUAAACACAUUUCUCUGUGAGAAAACACUUUCGUCAGGACUAAGUGAGAAAAUGUAUCUGUUUGUAUUCCCCUUCCUGAAGAAAAUGUAUAGUAAUGAAAUUUUAAACUCUGUAUAGUUAUACUGCCAAGCGGGACCCUUCACCAGAGUGCUUUGGUAAUGUUGUUGUUAAAUCACCACUAAACCGGAUUUUUAUAUUGAAAUCCCAUUUUUUUAGCUUUGCUUUCCCAGUGAGUUUUGUUUCUUCUCUGCUCUAACAUAUGCCUUUUAAAAGUCUUUUUAAAAAAAAAGGAAAAAGGAAAAAAAGUAUUUAUAUAAAAGAAAAACAAGACCCCUUUACGUAGCUUUUUAAAUGGGUUGCAUUAGGACCAAAGAGAAUGCAUCUUAUUUUCUUGCUUUAAAGUAAUUAAUCAAAAUGCCAAUUGAUCAUCACUUCCACAGCUUUUUAUUGGGGAGGGAAUCGCUGCCCCCUAAUCCUGCAAAAGGAUCUGCACUGAGCCCCACUGACGUCAAUGGGGCUUUUCAUGAGAACAAGCAUCUGCUGUGCACAGUGAUUCAACUGGAGCCAUGCAUAGCACGUGGGCCAAAUCUGAUGUCUUUAUUCAAUUAUGACUCAUGGUCUGCUCAGUCAAAACACUCGUUAAAUUAAGGGGACUUUGGGCCAAAUAGGGACUGACUGAAAACUGAACAAGGACUUCAAGUUUUGGAUCAGUGUCAGGAAAAAAAAAUUGAGUGGCAAAUACUGAAGUGAUUGGAUCCCUGCUUUUCAUCUGGGGAAGGUUGUAGCAAGCACGUUUCUGAUUACAUUAUUUCUUUCAAUAUGGGGUGUGAACUGAGAGCGUGAAAUUUUCAUGACACACUUUUGUCUCCCUGCCAUACAUUCUGCCUGCUUUGGAAACUUGCACAGGUUUCCAGGGCACCGGUAUGUCCUUAAACGUAUGGAUUGGGAAUUAUGGUUCUAAUUUCCAAUUAAUGUUAAUGGGAAUUAAGGUGACUUUGAGAGAAGGAUGUAAUAUUCUUAGGGUAUUCAGGUAGGAGUGAAUGCAUAGCAAACAUUCAGUAGUGUCAAAGUCAAAGAAAGGGAUUCUUUAAGAACGAAUGAAACAAUCUGGAACAUUGCUGUCAGAAACCACAUGAUGCAUUGAGCCAAACCCUGAUCCCAACAAAGUCAGUGGCAAAAUGCCUGAAGCCAGGAUUUUGGUCCUUUAUGUUCUGCUAUAUAUAUACAAAUAUAUAUAUGUGGCCCACACCUCAUUGUUACCUCAGAGUAAUUCAUCCUCCUUACGAACAAGCUGAAAAAUCAAAAACCCCAGCCCUGAACCUAACCAAUAGCUUUAUGGGGAUUUGUCCAUACGUAGGUGAUACGGUACAUGUUCUUAGCCCUCCCAGUGGUCCUGGAGCUUUUUUCCAAAACAUCCUUCUAAUAUCUUAGAAUCUAUGUGAAGGUUGGGGGUUUUGAAAAGCCAUUGUUGGCCAAAUUCUGCUUCUACUCUGGUCACUGGGAGUUUCAUCAUUGAUUUCAGUGGGAGCAGAGUGAGGCUAAUAUUGAGUGCUUUUGAAAAUCCCUCUCAUUAUGCAUAGGGAUCCAAUGGAUCUGGUGCCCAUUUUAGGCUGCUUUGUAAUGAUGCAAUCAACUGGGAGUAAUGUCUUGGUUAUAGUAAACUAUCAAGCAAUAUAUCCAUAUAGAGAGUACCUUUUAGCAUUGUAAAGUUAACUAUGAAAGCACUAUUUGUACAAAUAAGAAAUGCUGUCUUUUAUACAGUUUAAUGAUUUAUACUAUUGAUCAAAGAUUGUUUGUAUAUUGAGUGAUAAAAAUAAGGUGUAUAUUAUUCUUGUUUUUAAUUUUUGGAGAACAUUUAUUGUAAUAUACUGUAUCAUCUUUGGGGGGGAAUAAGUCAGGUUGGCUGGUUUGUAGGGUUAAUAGUCAUGGAAGUGCUAAUGUUAAAAGUCUUUUAUUGAGAGAUUUUGAAAAGGUAUCACUAUGGGGAUUUAACCAGAGCUUACUGAUCUUAAUAAUGAGGCACCUUUCCUCUCUCUAGCACAUUUACGAUACCCUCAUGCUCAGUGUUCACUCUUUGAGUUUCAUAGUGCAGUAUGAUACAACAAACAGUUUUGGCCAUUGCAGCUGUUGUUUACCAAGGUGCUAGGGAAAUGCACUCUUUGAAAUGCACAGCAAUGUCUCUCCUUAAUUUUUACCACAAAUAUAGCAAUCAAAGCAAAAUCAAAGCAAACCCUCAAGCUCAAAUCCACGGGAUAUUUUGCUUUUGAGGCCCAUGCUAUUGCCCAUUUAUAAACUGUAUGCUAUUAAAAAAAAAAAAAGUCCCUUCUUAAGUUUCUCGCUCCACCAGCAUUAACAGAGCAAGAAUCCAUGAUAAGGAGGUAUAGAUACAUAACAUAAAACUAAACUAAAAACCCACGAAAGACUUCAGUAGGUAAGGGGGGGAAAUAACACCACAAAAAUGCCUGGAAAAAUAAAUAAAUCAGACUUAUAACCCCCCGACUCAAGGCAACAGAGUAAAUAAUCCUAUGAAAAAAGCAAACAAUGAAAUCUAGUUUUAAUACAUUAUAGGAAAGAGUUUCUCAGACGAACAACAUGGGAGCAUGAAUGAGUAGGGUUGCAGAGAAGGGGAAACCAUAUCAGUGGGGGUCAUACCAAUGUAGGGUAUUAACCCAAAUGGUGGAACUCCCCGUUGAAUUAAAUGGGAGUUGCAUACAAGGGUCAAGGGAAUCACAUAGUCCUAAAUGUAAUGGAGAUUUCUAUGGGGUAUGUAGAAGGGAGAGAAAAGUUAGCCUAGGCUUCCUCUAGGAGAAAAAUAUAUUGUGUAGCUGAGAUGGUAAAAGGUCAGAGGAGUUGGAACUGGAUACAUGAAGCACAAGAUCAGCCUGGAUAAGUCCCCAUUAUACUUAUUUGUAAAUUAGUAAUUUUUUUCUUUAAAGAUGAACUUCGUACACAGAGAAAAAGCCAUUCCAGCACCUUUCGCCCAGCCCCUUCCAUUACAUAAGCUGUAUGCUGAACCACCUUGACUUAUUUUAUGCAGAAAAUUAUGUAGUCUUAAAAUUCAUAUAACUGGUUCUCAGAAAUGUCUAGUGUAUAUUAAUGCAUGAUCUUUUUAUUUUAAUAAAGGUAAUGAAAUAUGA